AUGUUUGUGAAAGAGUGUGUGGAAGAACAAGAACAAUGCGUUCUUCUCAAAUACACCACCAAUAACACGGCCGAAAACCAUCACUCUCAUCGGUCAGAUGAGGCGCCUGUUGUUGCUGGUGAUAUUGAUGGAGGCAGAAAAAACGGAGAGAAAAAGUGUUUCUGGAAGUGGCCCGAUCUCCGUUUUCCUCGCCAAAAAGCCGCUAAAUACGACCUGGCUGAGGCUGAGAAGAAGUACCAGUCUGAGGGCGGAGCAUAUCAGACAUUUACCAACGUUCCAGCUUCUAAAGUCCGUCGUGAUGCUGAGGAACAGCUGGAGCAGGACGUCCCAGACAAGGGACACAUCCGCAGCCGUUACAAAAUCGGCGACAAGCUGGGUCAAGGAGGAUUCGGCUUUGUCUACAAAGGGACUCGCCGCAAAGACGGACUUAAGGUGGCUGUGAAAUUUUCUGUGAAGUCAGCAAACAUGCCCUAUAUCAGAGUGCCUGGUUAUCCUAAGAGCAUCCCCAAGGAAAUCGGCCUGACUCUCAUGGCCAAUACGGGCCCCAGAGUCCCCCAGAUCAUAAAGCUUCUAGACUGGGAGGACAACAAAGACCACUACAUAAUGGUCAUGGAGCGGCCCGUACCUUGCAUGGACUUGAAAAGCUUUGUAAAGCUCCAUGGAGAACGCUUUGACGAGGGGAUGGCACGAAAGGUCAUGCGGCAGGUCAUCAAAGCGGCUGACGUUUGCAUCAAGCGUGGUGUCUUCCAUCGGGACAUUAAAAUGGAGAACCUGCUGGUGAACCAGCACACCGUGCAGGUCAAAUUGAUUGACUUUGGGUGCGGUGUGCAAAUGAAGAAAUUUGCAUAUGAAGACUUCAGUGGCACAAAAGUGUACUGUCCACCAGAGUAUACGAUAAACGGCAGAUACCACGCAAAGCCGACGACGGUCUGGUCACUGGGGAUCUUACUGUUCAUGAUGGCGUGUGGAUAUUAUCCCACAGACUACGACCUGGAUCUGAUCAGUAAGAAGACCUGGACCAGACCUGGCCUCUCACGAGAAUGCUGCCAGAUGAUUUCUGGGUGCCUGCAGUCAGAUCCACAGCAGAGAAUCAAUCUGGAGGAGAUGCAUCUCCAUGACUGGUUCAAGGUCAUGGAGUAA
This is a messenger RNA of Labeo rohita (rohu), 1140 nucleotides long. RefSeq names its product serine/threonine-protein kinase pim-2. Gene Ontology annotation, molecular function: protein serine/threonine kinase activity; ATP binding. Gene Ontology annotation, cellular component: cytoplasm. NCBI's taxonomy places the organism in Eukaryota, Metazoa, Chordata, Actinopteri, Cypriniformes, Cyprinidae. Bases 1 to 1140 code for a protein of 379 amino acids. Gene Ontology annotation, biological process: regulation of mitotic cell cycle; negative regulation of apoptotic process; protein autophosphorylation. The record is from RefSeq and is a predicted model, not a curated record. The transcript has 8 exons.